UAUGCUGUGUUUGCUAAGUAUGAAGGAGCUGAUGGGACUAGUGAUGUACCUAUUGAUCAGUCAGCAUUGUGUGUGUAUAAGAUGAGUGAUAUUUUAGAUGCCUUCAAGGAAGCAGUCAGGGGAUGUAUUCAAGAUGGAGAUGAGUACUCAGUGCAGUACUUGGAAGGAUCCAUCUGUAGUACAUUUCCAGUUGGUCCAGACCCUUUUCUGUGUCAUCCUACUGAAAGUGGCACUCAAGUAUACAAAUACGCUAAAGGCAUUGAUGCAACAGCAUCCGAUGCUGUUCUGGAGCUAUCAGACACUCUGAUGUCAUCCAUCAUUACAACUACUGAGAUGAACCACACUGUAGCUAUCAUUGGAACUAACUCCAAUGGGGAACUUUUAAAGGUUCACAUCCAGAGCAAUACCUCAGCCAGACUGUAUGAAAGAGUAGACCUUGAUAUCACUGGAUCAGUCCUUAAAGAUGUCAAGAUUAAUGACACCACAAGAGAGAUGUAUAUUCUCACUGAACAAAAGUUUUUGAAGAUGCGUGUUGAGAAUUGUGGUCAGUAUACAACGUGUGAGAUGUGUAUUGGUACGGAUGCAGGGAUGGAUGGAGACCCAUACUGUGGCUGGUGUACUCUGCAAAGACAGUGCACCCUGUAUUCUGAAUGCAAGAUGCCUGAUGUGUCUACCCGAUGGUUAGCCUAUAAUACUGCACAGUGUAUUGAGAUAACCAAUGUGGAUCCUUAUGACAAUCUACCAAUCACUGUCACAGAACAACAGAUUACUGUGAGUGUAGAGCAGUUACCAGACUUACUGACCAACAUGACAUAUGAGUGUUGGUUUGGAUCCUACGUAUCUCAAGCUACAAAGACUAAUGAGGAUCUUAGAUGUGUCUCCCCACCUGGUAAUAGGAUACCACCAAUUCAACAAGGAGAUGAUGCUGUUCAGGUUACACUAAGCAUCCAUUCCAGUGAAACAUCAGUCAGUUUUGUGGAAACAAGUUUCUACUUCUAUGAAUGCUCCACUCAUACUUCUUGUGUAUCUUGUGUUGGUAGUCGAUGGGACUGUGAUUGGUGUGUCUUUGAGAAUAGAUGCACUCAUGUUAGUUCUACUUGCUCAGGAGACAAUGAAAUCAUCAUUACGGGACAAAAUAAUCCAGCUUUGUCUUCACCCAAGGGUCCGGGUUCCUGCCCUCAGCUGCUGGCUCAGAAUACUAAAGUCCUUCUUCCCAAUGGAAUUGAAAGAAGUUUACAAGUCAUGACUACAAAUCUACCUGAUCAGACCCAGACUUCUAGCUUUGAAUGUAGCUUUGAUAUCGAGGGAAUACGUCAGACUACAACGGCACAGCGAAAUGAUGAUACCAUCAUGUGUGGAAUGAAAGCUUAUACCUACACUUCCACUGAUGAAGCAGAGCUGAUUGUGAAACUGACUAUUGAAUGGACAGACACCAGUAAUAACCCUCACAUUCUAGAUGACUUAUUCAGCAAUAAAGCAACACUUUACAAGUGUGGAGUAUUGAAGCCAGAUUGUAGUCAGUGUGUUACUGCCAGGCCAGAACUGGAGUGUGUUUGGUGUAAUGCUAUGUGUGAACUAAGAGAGUCUUGUACAACAGCAGAAGGAGAGUGGGUUACCCACAAUAAUAACGCCAACUGCCCUGAUCCAGUCCUCCAAGGGGUGUAUCCAUUGAGUGGACCAAUAGAAGGUAACACCAUAGUAUCUGUAAUGGGUACAGAUAUUGGCACAGGGUUCCAUACUGUACUGAAUGUGAUGAUUGGAGACCAAGAAUGCCAUCUGGAUGGACUGGAAGCCUAUUAUGAAAUAGGCCACAGUGUAAGUUGCCUAACUCAAUCAAGAGUUGAAAGUGUUGUGCCGGUAUCUCUUACAGUCAGGGGAGGUGAUGGGACAGCACUACAGGAAAGCAAAGGAAAUGUCAACUUUCAAUAUAGGGUUCCAUCUAUUACAAGUUUCAGUCCUCGUUUUGGACCAGCAGCUGGUGGGACUCGUAUAACAAUCAAUGGAAUGGCUCUAAAUACAGGACGGAAUAUUCAGGCAUUCAUUGGUGAUAAAGCUUGCAUUAUAACAAGCCCAGUUACAGAGACUGAAGCAGUGUGCACAAGCUCCGAGGGGUCUAUUGGGCAGACAGAAGUUCUCAAGAUGUCUUUUGAUGGAUCAGAUAAAACAAGCGAAGUGUACACUUUCAGCAACAACCCUGUCAUUACUGAAGUCAGUCCAACCACCAGUAUAUAUUCUGGUGGUCGGGAGAUGGUUGUCAGAGGGACUCAUCUAGACACUGCCCAGAUGGCUUCACUUAUUGUUACAGUUGCUUCUCAAAUCACUAAGAGAUCUGUCCGCAGUGAGGGACCCAACAAUAUUGAGUUUGUGGAGAGUUGUGCUGUGGAAGGCUCAGAGAUCAUGCGCUGUACAACUCCCAAUAUAACAUCAGCCGUAAGCAGAUCUCAAUCCAAACAUACUGUGACAUUUGGCUUCAUUAUGGACGGUGUGAGUGACCUCUUAACGUGGUCAAAAGACAACAACAUUGGCUUGGAGUUCUUUCCUGAUCCAGAGUAUGACGAGUUUGAAAACGGCUUGUUUGAGAAGAAGGGAGAGUUGAUGACGAUAAUGGGUAAGCUUAUCAACAAGGCAAUCACUGAAUCAGAAGUCAUCAUUUAUGUUGGACCAGUGAGAAGUGACGUAACCUUCAUUGAAGAAACAGCCCUUGGUUGUAUUUUACCCAAGGAGCAACCACCUGCUGGGGACUUCACCGGCCAAGACAAAGAGAGAGGUCUUCCUGUGGUCUGGGUGGUUCACAGCAACCUUGAGUUCCGCAUUGGUUACAUCUCAUAUCCUUCAGCCAAUGUAACUAUUGCUGUUCUAGCGGUUAUCGGGGCAUUGACUUUCAUUAUCUUAGUCUGCACGGUGACAUACCUGACGAUACGGCUGAAGAGAGCCAGGCGAGAUGCUGAUCUUCUGGUCUUAAAGAAAGACCUUCUUGAAGAUGUUAAGAAAGGACUCUCCCAGAGAAAAUUUGACAUUCUCCGAUUGACAAGUGACGUUGAAGAGAGUGGGAUGCCAUUUGUGAGUCACCGUGACUACGCUACUAACAUGCUGUUCAUUGGACAAGAGGUUCAACCAACCACAACCGAUGAAGAGUACGGUGAAUAUGCUAUGGUUGAAGAAGCCAUGAUGAUGUUCUCUGAGUUGCUAGGCAACAAGGACUUCUUAUUAAUUUUCAUCCAGACCCUAGAUACAAGGAGUUGCUCAAAGAUUUCGGUCAAAGAAAGACAAUCGAUAGCAUCUUUACUGACUGUUACCAUGGUACUGAAUGACACCCUGGAUAUCCUAACAGACGUCUUGUUAACGUUGAUGUCACAGAAGAUUAAAGAUGCUCAAGCCACCAAUCAGGAACUCCUACUCUUCAGCAAGACAGACAGUGUUUUUGAGAAGCUUCUUUCAAACUGGGUCUCCCUAUGUCUGUAUGACCAACUGAAGACACUGGUAGUUCUCAACAGAGAGGGACAUGUCAUCAAGGAAGUCAAGGUGCUAGACGUAGACACCAUCUCCCAAGUCAAGGAGAAGAUCUUAGAUGCCCUCCAUCUCAACAAACCCUACUCCAGCAGACCCAAUGCCAACCAAGUCAGUCUUGUUUGGCAUCAAAGAAAGAACGAGCGUCUGAUCUUGACAGACAAGAGCAUCAGACCUCUCACUAACAAGCCAAGUCCACUCAAGACCCUGAAAGAUUUCCAAGUACCUGACAGAGCACCAGUUACCCUAGUGGAUGAAGGCACAGGACAAGCUGAAAGUUGCUGCGGACCAGUGCAUCAGGAUCAGGACAAAAUUACACAUGAAUAUUUUACCGUCCAAGUUGAAAACCGCUCAGGAGGAUAUCAAAAUCAACAUCUGGCUAUGGAAGCUGAGUCCACAUUCACUGAGGAAGGUGGUUACUGCGUCCCAACAAAAGGUAGCAUCCAGCAGAAGAUCUCUCAUAAUGAACCCCAACCAGAGUUAACAACAAAUGUCACUGACAGUGCACAGCAGAAACAGUAUGAAAGGGAGACUGAUUAUGAACUCAUGUCUCUAGAUAACGCUGGUUUGGAAGAUGAAGAACAAGACCAGGAAGGGUUCAGAGAUUGGCAUCUGACUCAAAAGAAGGAGUCUUUCAGGAUUGAGGAACGCUGCACCGAGCAACAAGGAAGCAAAUUGUGCUGUAUUUCACUCAAUAAACAGAGUCAGUGGGCUGCUAACAAGGUCCCGUUCCAGAGAGUUCUCUCAUCAAAGAGCGUCAUCCAAGAGUAUGUCGACAACAUGUUCCAGACCAUUCUCUCCGUGGAGAGCGCCCCCAAGGCAAUCAAGUUCCUCUUUGACUUCUUUGAUGACCAGGCAGACAUGUAUGACUUGAAGUCCAAAGACCCCGAAAUUAAAUGCGCCUGGAAGAAUAACAUUUUGCCUCUGCGUUUCUGGUCCAACGCCAUCAAGCAUCCAGACUACAUCUUUGACAUCCAACCUACUCUGUCCGUUGAGGCAAGCAUGGAUGUGAUUGGUCAGUUAUUCCAUGAUGCACACGACACCAAGACUGAUAAACUUGGACAGGAAUCUUCCAUCAACAAGUUCCUGUACAGCAGAGAGAAAACCAAGUACCAGCGUCUUGUCCGACAGUACUAUAAAGGUGUGGAGGAGUCUACACCGGUAACCACACAAGACCUCAACACUGAACUACAAAAAGCAAGUCAGAAUUUCACAGGAUUGUUCAGCAAGUUUAGCACCUUGAUGCAACUAUGGGAUCUUCUUCUUGUGGUGUUGAAGACAAAAGAUCAAAGUGAUCAGAAGCAUCUGGGAUGCUUGCUGCAGGAAGUGAAAGAAACACUCUCCAGAGGCGAUGCUUUGUAAAAUUGCCCCAAGGAUUAAACCUGGUUUUCCAGGUCAACUUCUGCCAUUUAAAUUCACACCUCAAGUUGGAUCAAUCAAGGUUCAUUUAAGCUACUAUUUCAUUCAGUUUCGUUUUGGUGAACUCAUUAUUUUGUUCUGCUCAUUCAGAUUCAUUUCAGUCAUUGCAAUUCAUUUGUUGGCAUUAAACACUACAUGUUCCCUAUUCAGUUGAUUGUCCACCACCCAUAAACACUUGAUGUAAUUAAAUGGUUGACAAGCCUCUUGCUGCUGGCUCUUAUGAAAUUGAAUGAAAUAAUUGAUAUAAUGAAGUUGAAUGAUCUUAUACUUGAAUAGUGAAUACUUAAGUGUUGAGGUUGAAUGACCGUUGAAUGCUUAAAAUGUGAAUUUUUAAAUGAUUAGUAUUUGAAUGAGCUGUGUGUUAAAUAACCAAGGGUUCUUUGUUGACAUUGGCCAGGAAAACAUACAAGAAAGUAAGAGAUAAUCAUUAAAUGAGAUGAGACUUGAAUAAUGUAAUGUGUAAGAAAUGUUGCUUCCCUUAGACAGGUUUCUGUUUUGAUUUGCCUGAGACAAAAAUAUACAAAUGUCUGUGCAUAGACUUGAAAUAAUAUUACAAAAAAUGAGGAAUGAAAAUAAUAAUGUCUGUCUGAUCAGUUUUGAGGUUUAUGUAUUUUUCAUGGUAAUAUUUUAUUAUUUUUAUUCUUCUAUUUUAUUAGCUGAAAUGUUUUUCAAAGUAAUAGGUUUUCCAGCACAUUUUGGACAAAAUACUUCACAUUAGUUUCUAACAGUGUAGAGUUUGUUGUGUUUUUUUUAGGCAGUAAUUCAUGAAGGUUUAUGGAAACUCCCAAUCAGAACCAUACCCAAUCAGGCUUAAAGAUAUUUAAAUAAUGGACUUUUGUACUCAAUUUUUACAUAAUUUUGACCCAGUUUGCGGUGAUUUUUACACAGAUUCUUGGACAUGUUCACCCAGAAAUUUGUCAAUAAAUUAAUAGUGGUUUUUAAUUUUGUUACCACUUAUAGUAAACAAUGAAAAUGUGAUUUUUUUUGGCAAGACUGUGACGGUUAAUUUGUAUUUUUGAGGAAAUUUUAACUUGUAUACCAUUUCAGUUUGUCUAUUAAUAUUUGUUUAAAUGACAGUUCAUAAAUGCAUGAUUGUAUAAUACUCAGAUAAAUGUAUGUUAUUAAAGACAUUUAAUUAUCAUCUUCAAGAUGUUUAUAAGUUGAAAGCUGUCAUGCUACGUUGAAAAUAUGACAUAAAGUAUGAGGAAGUGAGACUUCGGGUGAAGUUUAAACACUCUUGUCCACAACAUCACAAGCUGGAACAUUGCCCUCACUGAAGUAAGUUGAAGCCAUUCAUUGGCUAAGAGUUUUACCCCAGGAUGAAUGCAGGUUCUAUUCCAUGAAUGUUAUACUUAUAGGGUCAAUUUUUAGGAAGAAUAUUUAAUUUAAGCCAAUAGUUAAAACUUUUUCUUUGUACAAUUGUUUAUUAUUCUAAAUAUUUUAAAAUUGUGUUAUCAAUUUAGCUUAUUUUUUUAACAAUUAAGAAUUGUAAGCAGUGCCAUAAAGUUGAUCAACUUUAUAAACAAUAAAAUAUACAGAAGA
Messenger RNA from Asterias rubens (European starfish), 6468 nucleotides. RefSeq names its product plexin-A4-like. Gene Ontology annotation, molecular function: protein binding; semaphorin receptor activity. Bases 82 to 4869 code for a protein of 1595 amino acids. Gene Ontology annotation, biological process: regulation of GTPase activity; negative regulation of cell adhesion; regulation of cell migration. The record is from RefSeq and is a predicted model, not a curated record. The transcript has 39 exons. Gene Ontology annotation, cellular component: semaphorin receptor complex. NCBI's taxonomy places the organism in Eukaryota, Metazoa, Echinodermata, Asteroidea, Forcipulatida, Asteriidae.